GUUUAUUUUUGGUAUGGUCCAAGCAAAUCCAUUUCUUCAGUGGAGCCGUGGUGUAGACAGGACAUCCAUAUUUUCAUUCGCUGUCCUACAUCGUCAACCAAAGAUCUUUAGCCUUAUAUACGGGCUUCCUAUCAAGAAAAGUAUGACAACUUGGGUUGAUAAGAAUGGCAAUACGAUGUUACAUAUGGCAGGAAUUAUAGGAGAUUCAAAUCAAAUUAAUCAAAUCCCAGGGGCGGCUUUGCAAAUGCAAAGAGAACUACAAUGGUUUAAGGAGGUGGAAAGUUUUUCCAUUCCCAGGAGUAAGGAAUAUACGAACUAUGAUGGUUUGACUGCUAGGGACUUGUUUACGAAGAACCACAAAGACUUGAAGAAAGAAGGAGAAAAAUGGAUGAAGGGCACAGCAACUUCUUGUACAGUGGCAGGCGCUCUCAUUGUUACUAUUAUGUUUGCUGCAGUCUUUACUGUUCCAGGUGGCAACAAACAAGAUACUGGCUUCCCUGUAUUCGUAAAUGAAAGAUUGUUCAUGAUCUUUAUAAUAUCCGAUACCUUGUCGCUCUUUUUCUCCACAACUUCAGUCUUGAUGUUUUUGGGAAUAACAUCACGCUAUGCAGAAGACGAUUUCCUUACAUCCUUGCCAAACCAGUUGAUCAUGGGACUGUCCACUCUUUUCUUUUCCAUUGUAGCCAUGAUGAUAGCCUUUUCUACUGCUCUUUCAAUUAUGCUACAGCGACAAUUACGAAUAAUCAUUCCUGUCAUUUCUUUGGCCAGUGUACCUGUCUUCUUAGUCGUAUUGACGCAAUUUAACGUUCUUGUUGAGAUGUGCAUAUCAACUUACGGACCAGGAAUCUUUGAUAGGAAAAUGAAGAGGUGGGUAUAACUUUAUUCAUUUU
This is a messenger RNA of Alnus glutinosa, 890 nucleotides long. RefSeq lists its product as uncharacterized. The transcript is spliced from 2 exons. Bases 14 to 877 code for a protein of 287 amino acids. Lineage: Eukaryota; Viridiplantae; Streptophyta; Magnoliopsida; Fagales; Betulaceae. The record is from RefSeq and is a predicted model, not a curated record.